This is a messenger RNA of Meriones unguiculatus (Mongolian gerbil), 12291 nucleotides long. It is a transcript of the gene Tanc2, whose product is annotated as tetratricopeptide repeat, ankyrin repeat and coiled-coil containing 2. The record is from RefSeq and is a predicted model, not a curated record. Gene Ontology annotation, biological process: regulation of dendritic spine morphogenesis. Gene Ontology annotation, cellular component: dendritic spine. The transcript is spliced from 25 exons. Bases 1052 to 6796 code for a protein of 1914 amino acids. Gene Ontology annotation, molecular function: protein binding. NCBI's taxonomy places the organism in Eukaryota, Metazoa, Chordata, Mammalia, Rodentia, Muridae.
GCUGGUAUUGAUCCCUUUGGUUGCCUUAUAAUGGUUUUGUUGGUGCUAUUUCCCUAGUUGCUGUAUUUUGUAAUAUGUAUUUACACAGCUCAGAGUCAGAAAUUCAAGAGGAAAACCUAAAGAGGAAGCAGAGGAGUUUGUAGCUUUAAGACACGAGAUGCUUACAGCUUUUUAAUAUAAAUUGUUCCCAGAAUCCAUGUCACAGCUCCUUCUAUGGUGCUGCUUUUUUUUUCUCCCUUUCUCUCGGUUGCUAUGACAACAGCAGCACUGCACCAUUCAUCAGCUCUGGACCUAGGCUGCACUGUUAGCCUUCCGUGUUACUCCUGAAUGUUAAGAACAUCCGUGAAUCAUUCACUCUGGUUAACGCUGCGCCAUUAUAAACCUCAGAACCAGUUCUCCAGUAAUUUUCUUUAGCAGAAGAGUUAACUAAACUGCGCCACAGAGAAAACCUGUAAAAAAAAUAUUUCUUUGAAAUGGGAUCAUACAAUCUGUAUUUGCUGCAGUAUUCUGAAAAAAUAACUUCAUGUCAAGCAAUCUAAUGAAAAGAGCGCAUCUGUAUAAUAGAUCUUGAAAUCGUUAAGAUAUUCAAAACAAGUACAACAGUGCUUGCUUGUGUGGAUACAAAAAGAAGCAGGUGAUGUUGCUAGGGGCUCUAAGCCCCUUGGGAGCAUCUUUUGUGCAUUGGGACCAUAAUCAACAUCUGCUAGAACUAUCACCUGUAAGGCAUAGUAAGGUCUGGACAGUAAGAAGAGCUGGUUGGUGAAGAUGAAAGUGUGGAUCAUUACUAAUGUGUCAGCACCAACAACAUGGCCAGUGAAUAAGCCUGGAAAUACGAAGCAAACUGCAGAGUGUUGACAGAUGAGGAAGGAAGAGUAAAGGCUCCCCUCUGAGGAAGGCAAAGUUUGUUGAGAGCCCACGAAUUCCAGAGUCCGAGUGUGGCUCCCCAACCCUCCCUUCAGCUCAGAAACUGGACGUGGCUGCAUACUGCCCUGGUGAUGUUGACCAGGACCUGGGUCCACCUCCAUCUGUAGAUGAGGCAGCAAACACACUCAUGACUCGGCUGGGUUUCCUCCUUGGAGAGAAAGUCACAGAAGUACAGCCAAGUGACCAGUACAGCAUGGAGGUACAGGAUGAAAACCAGCCUUCAGCAAUCACCCAGCGGAUAAGUCCCUGCUCAACCCUGACUAGCAGCACAGCCUCUCCACCAGCCAGCAGCCCCUGCUCUACGCUCCCACCAGUCAGUACAAACGCACCUGCCAAGGACUGCAGCUAUGGGGCUGUCACUAGCCCCACCUCCACCCUGGAAAGCAGGGACAGCGGCAUCAUUGCUACAUUGACAAAUUAUUCUGAAAACAUGGAGCGUACAAAAUAUGUUGGAGAAAGCAGUAAAGAAUUAGGAUCUGGAGGAAACGUAAAACCAUGGCAGUCUCAAAAAUCCAGCAUGGACUCCUGUCUGUACCGAGUAGAUGAAAACAUGACUGCCUCCACAUUCAGUCUGAAUAAGAUCCCGGAGAGGAAUUUAGAAACCGUCCUAUCACAGUCAGUACAGUCUAUUCCUUUGUAUCUCAUGCCUCGGCCAAAUUCUGUAGCAGCCACCAGCUCUGCCCACCUGGAGGAUCUUGCCUACCUGGAUGAGCAGAGACAUACUCCUUUGAGAACUUCUCUUCGAAUGCCAAGACAGAGCAUGGCUGGUGCUCGCACACAGCAGGAUCUAAGAGUUCGCUUUGCACCUUACCGACCUCCUGAUAUCUCCCUGAAGCCUCUGCUCUUUGAAGUUCCCAGCAUUACUACAGAGUCAGUGUUUGUUGGCCGAGAUUGGGUAUUCCAUGAGAUCGAUGUUCAGCUCCAGAGUUCAAAUGACAGUGUGAACCAAGGAGUAGUGAUUGUGGGAAACAUUGGGUUUGGCAAAACUGCUAUCAUCUCCAGACUGGUGGCUCUAAGCUGCCAUGGUACACGGAUGAGACAGAUCGCCUCUGACAGCCCACACGCCUCCCCCAAACAUGUGGAUGCCAACAGAGAGCUACCACUCACCCAAGCACCUUCAGCCCAUUCAUCUAUCACCAGUGGAAGCUGCCCAGGAACUCCGGAAAUGCGCAGGCGGCAGGAGGAAGCCAUGCGAAGACUUGCCUCACAGGUGGUUGCCUAUCACUACUGCCAAGCAGACAACGCCUACACCUGCCUGGUACCAGAAUUUGUCCACAAUGUUGCUGCCCUGCUCUGCCGCUCACCUCAGCUGACAGCUUACCGGGAACAGCUUCUCCGGGAGCCCCACCUGCAGAGCAUGCUAAGCCUCCGGUCCUGUGUUCAAGACCCCAUAGCUUCCUUCCGGAGGGGCGUCCUGGAGCCCCUGGAGAACCUUCACAAAGAGAGAAAAAUCCCAGAUGAAGAUUUCAUCAUCUUAAUUGAUGGAUUAAAUGAAGCAGAAUUUCACAAACCGGAUUAUGGGGAUACAAUUGUAUCAUUUCUAAGUAAAAUGAUUGGAAAUUUUCCUUCUUGGCUCAAACUAAUUGUAACAGUUAGGACCAGUUUACAGGAAAUUACCAAGUUGCUGCCUUUCCAUAGGAUUUUUUUGGAUCGACUAGAAGAGAAUGAAGCCAUAGACCAGGACCUACAGGCCUAUAUCCUGCACCGGAUUCACAGCAGCUCAGAGAUCCAGAAUAACAUCUCACUUAAUGGCAAGAUGGACAAUACUACAUUUGGCAAGCUCAGUUCUCAUCUCAAGACCCUCAGUCAAGGGUCAUAUUUGUACCUGAAACUCACAUUUGACCUCAUAGAGAAAGGCUACCUAGUGCUAAAAAGCUCUAGCUACAAAGUGGUUCCUGUUUCACUCUCUGAGGUUUAUUUACUCCAGUGCAAUAUGAAGUUCCCAACUCAGUCUUCCUUCGACCGGGUGAUGCCUCUACUGAAUGUGGCAGUGGCCUCUCUCCACCCUCUUACUGAUGAGCAUAUCUUCCAGGCCAUCAAUGCUGGGAGCAUUGAAGGCACACUGGAAUGGGAAGACUUUCAACAAAGGAUGGAGAACCUCUCCAUGUUCCUAAUCAAGCGCAGAGACAUGACUCGGAUGUUUGUGCACCCCUCUUUUCGAGAAUGGCUUAUCUGGAGAGAAGAAGGAGAGAAAACCAAAUUUCUCUGCGAUCCCAGGAGCGGCCACACAUUACUUGCCUUCUGGUUUUCCCGCCAAGAGGGAAAGCUGAACCGACAGCAGACCAUUGAACUGGGCCAUCACAUCCUCAAAGCACACAUCUUUAAGGGUUUGAGUAAAAAGGUUGGUGUAUCAUCCUCCAUCCUUCAAGGACUCUGGAUCUCAUAUAGCACAGAAGGUCUUUCCAUGGCAUUGGCCUCUUUACGAAAUCUCUAUACUCCAAAUAUAAAGGUCAGCAGAUUGCUGAUUCUGGGAGGUGCCAAUAUUAAUUACCGGACAGAGGUUCUAAACAAUGCUCCCAUCCUAUGUGUCCAGUCUCACCUUGGUUACACAGAAAUGGUAGCCCUGCUUUUGGAGUUUGGGGCCAAUGUGGACGCCUCUUCCGAGAGUGGCCUGACUCCACUGGGGUAUGCUGCAGCAGCAGGCUUCCUGAGCAUCGUGGUAUUGCUGUGCAAGAAGCGGGCAAAGGUAGAUCACUUGGAUAAGAACGGGCAGUGUGCUUUGGUUCAUGCUGCUCUGCGAGGUCAUUUGGAAGUUGUCAAGUUCCUGAUCCAGUGUGACUGGACAAUGGCUGGCCAGCAGCAAGGAGUGUUUAAGAAGAGCCAUGCCAUCCAGCAGGCCCUCAUCGCUGCAGCCAGCAUGGGUUACACUGAGAUUGUCUCCUACCUACUUGAUCUUCCAGAAAAAGAUGAAGAGGAAGUGGAGCGAGCACAGAUCAACAGUUUCGACAGUCUCUGGGGAGAGACAGCCCUGACAGCUGCAGCCGGAAGGGGCAAGCUGGAUGUGUGUCGCCUGCUCUUGGAGCAAGGGGCAGCAGUGGCCCAGCCGAACCGCAGAGGAGCAGUGCCUCUAUUCAGCACUGUCCGCCAGGGCCACUGGCAGAUUGUUGAUCUCUUACUGACCCAUGGAGCUGAUGUGAACAUGGCAGACAAGCAGGGUCGUACUCCCCUGAUGAUGGCCGCUUCUGAAGGCCAUCUAGGAACUGUGGACUUCCUGCUUGCACAAGGUGCCUCCAUUGCCCUGAUGGACAAAGAAGGGUUGACCGCCCUCAGCUGGGCUUGUCUGAAGGGCCAUCUUUCAGUAGUACGUUCUCUGGUGGACAAUGGAGCUGCUACAGACCAUGCUGACAAGAAUGGCCGCACCCCACUGGACCUGGCCGCUUUCUAUGGCGAUGCUGAGGUGGUCCAGUUCCUGGUGGACCACGGGGCCAUGAUUGAGCAUGUUGACUACAGUGGAAUGCGUCCUUUGGAUAGGGCGGUGGGUUGCAGGAACACUUCCGUUGUAGUCACUCUACUGAAGAAAGGAGCCAAAAUAGGUUGUCAGACGUUACCGAGUCGCCCACGAGGUCCAGCCACAUGGGCGAUGGCCACCUCCAAACCAGACAUCAUGAUCAUCCUGUUGAGCAAGCUGAUGGAAGAGGGGGACAUGUUUUAUAAGAAAGGUAAAGUAAAGGAAGCUGCCCAGCGCUACCAGUAUGCCCUGAAGAAAUUCCCUAGAGAAGGAUUUGGUGAGGACUUGAAAACCUUCCGGGAGCUCAAAGUGUCUCUCCUCCUCAACCUCUCUCGAUGUCGCAGGAAAAUGAACGAUUUUGGAAUGGCGGAGGAAUUUGCUACUAAGGCACUGGAGCUGAAACCGAAAUCUUAUGAAGCAUACUAUGCGAGAGCAAGGGCAAAACGCAGCAGCAGACAGUUUGCAGCAGCCCUAGAGGACCUGAAGGAGGCCAUCAAGCUAUGUCCAAACAACCGUGAGAUCCAGAGGCUUCUGAUACGAGUGGAGGAAGAGUGCAGACAGAUGCAGCAGCAGCAGCAGCAGCCGCCGCCGCCACCACCCCAGCAGCCUCAGCAGGAGUUACCAGAGGAAGAAACGGAGCCUGAGCCCCAGCAUGAAGAUAUAUACUCUGUACAAGACAUAUUUGAGGAGGAGUACUUGGAACAGGAUGUUGAAAAUGUUUCUAUUGGCCUCCAGACAGAGGCUCGCCCCACUCAGGGGCUCCCAGUCAUCCAGAGCCCACCCUCCUCUCCAGCCCAUCGGGACUCGGCCUACAUGUCUAGCUCACCUCUUGGCUCUCACCAGGUUUUUGACUUCCGGUCCAAUAGUUCUGUAGGUUCGCCCACUAGGCAAGGUUAUCAGUCCACCUCGCCUGCUCUUUCGCCAACUCACCAGAACUCUCAUUACAGGCCGAGCCCACCACACACUUCCCCAGCUCAUCAGGGUGCAUCUUACCGGUUCAGCCCACCUCCUGUGGGAGGGCAAGGCAAGGAAUACCCUAGCCCUCCCCCGUCCCCUCUCCGCAGAGGUCCUCAGUACAGGGCCAGCCCUCCAGCUGAGAGCAUGAGCGUCUAUAGAUCCCAGUCUGGCUCACCUGUACGCUAUCAGCAAGAAACAAAUGUGAGUCAGCUUCCCGGCAGACCAAAAUCUCCGCUAUCCAAAAUGGCCCAGCGGCCCUACCAGAUGCCCCAGCUUCCGGUGGCAGUGCCCCAGCAAGGGCUCAGGCUACAGCCUGCCAAGGCCCAGAUUGUAAGAAGUAACCAGCCUAGUUCAGCAGUUCAUUCAAGCACUGUAAUCCCAACAGGAGCCUAUGGCCAAGUAGCCCAUUCAAUGGCCAGUAAAUACCAGUCUCCACAAGGAGACAUGGGAGUAAGUCAGAGCCGGUUGGUUUAUCAGGGAUCAAUAGGGGGAAUUGUAGGAGACGGGAGACCUGUACAGCAUGUCCAAGCCAGCCUGAGUGCCGGUGCCAUCUGUCAGCAUGGAGGAUUGACCAAAGAAGAUCUGCCACAGCGACCCUCCUCUGCCUAUCGAGGUGGCAUGAGGUACAGCCAGACACCGCAGAUUGGGCGGAGCCAGUCAGCAUCCUAUUAUCCAGUCUGUCACUCAAAACUAGAUCUGGAGCGUUCCUCCAGCCAGCUGGGUUCUCCUGAUGUGUCACAUUUAAUCAGAAGACCUAUCAGUGUCAACCCUAAUGAAAUCAAGCCCCACCCACCAACUCCCAGGCCACUACUGCACUCACAGAGUGUGGGCCUACGCUUUUCUCCAUCUAGCAAUAGUAUCUCCUCCACCUCCAACCUGACUCCCACCUUCCGGCCUUCCUCUUCAAUUCAACAAAUGGAGAUCCCACUAAAGCCUGCAUACGAUAGGUCAUGUGACGAGCUAUCACCAGUAUCUCCCACUCAGGGAGGUUACCCCAGUGAGCCCACCCGAUCCAGGACCACACCAUUCAUGGGGAUCAUAGAUAAAACAGCCCGGACUCAACAGUACCCCCACCUUCACCAGCAGAAUCGGACCUGGGCAGUCUCAUCAGUGGAUACCGUUCUCAGUCCCACGUCUCCAGGCAACCUGCCUCAGCCUGAGUCCUUUAGUCCACCGUCAUCCAUCAGCAACAUUGCCUUUUAUAACAAAACCAACAAUGCACAGAAUGGCCAUUUGCUGGAGGACGAUUAUUACAGCCCCCAUGGGAUGCUGGCUAAUGGGUCCCGUGGAGACCUCUUGGAAAGAGUCAGCCAGGCCUCCUCCUAUCCUGAUGUGAAGGUGGCUCGGACCCUACCUGUGGCUCAGGCAUACCAGGACAACCUGUACAGGCAAUUGUCUCGGGACUCUCGACAAGGGCAGACAUCGCCUAUCAAACCAAAGAGACCAUUUGUGGAGUCUAAUGUUUAAGAGACAUUUGUUGGAGUGAGACCCAUAUGUUUUCACUGCACAUUUUCAGGCUUGGUUUCCACAUCUGAGGUAGUUCUCUGGCUUAAUUUCUCAUGUAGUUUCUGUGUGGUGUUCAGAGGUGACAGCCCACAUGUUGAAAUCCUUUGCAUGCAGCUGACUGGGAAGCUGGCCUCUGGUGAGCCAGGACUUCAGUUUCUCGGGUCUGUACCCCAGCCACAUGCUCUCUCCCUCUCUUCCGAUGCCAGCGAGGGGAUUCUGUGCCGUGAGCUUUAACCAGGGAGAUCAGACACACUGGUCAGCUUUUUCCAGGAGACAAUCGCUUUCACUGAUGUUCUUGUUGUGUGAAUGUCUUUUUUCUUUUUUUAAAAAAGUAAGAUGUUCUUGUUUGUUUUCUUCUAGAAAUCUUAGGACGUGUGUGAUGCUUUGUCCUCGCAUUCUUACUCGGUGUUGCACAUGGCCAGCCCCAGUGCAUUCCUGUGCCAUGGUCCCCUCCCCAGACUCCAGCUCCCUGCAGGCAACGGUCUCCGAUCUUCAUUUACUUUAUUGCUAGUCUUCCCCUGGGACAAAGGAGUCUAGGGGAGAGUGAGAAAGAAAGAAAGAAAGCUGCUAAAUUAGAAGAAAAGCCCACUAUAAUUAUCUGAAAUGUUACAUGUUGGUUUUCCAAGAGGCAUUUGGGGAACAUUUAAUAAACAUCCAGUCCUUUAAGUUGAUCAGCCAAGGAAAUUUCAGGAGAACUGUGGGUAUUUUUAAAGCACUCACCAAGAGUUACCCUCUAGGCUUUAACCAACAACUAGCCACUAAAAGCUACUGAUUUUCCAGUACUAGAAGAGGAAAUAGGUACAGAGAAAGGGGGAAAGAUUGUUCUUCUUGCUGAGAGAUCUGUCUAAAAACUCUGCUUUUUAGAUCCCGAAACAACACUGACUUACAAGGUCUGCCUGUUGCAAUAACCCUGUUAGCUGCAUUUCCACCUGGAGCCAGGCAGCAUUCAGCUGCUCCUCAUUGUCUCGAACCCAGAUGGUGUUGUGAAGAAACAGGUUCUUCCAGAACCUGCUUGGAUUCUCUCGGGACUGUCAGACCCAUCCCAGGCUUUCUACCCGGGCCCCUGCAUUCCAUGCCAGCUGUUAACUAAUUUAAUUUUAAGACCUCUGGUCUCUUCAUUCACUGUUAAAGGAAUUGUCUCCUUUAUCUAGGAAUGUUUCAGAGAAAUCUUUGAGAAUCAGAAGCCGCCAAAAGUGUUGCAGAGUCCUUUGAGCCCCACGUAGGGGCAUGAGGUUGCUAACAGGCCUUUUCCUCCGUCAGUGUCUGCACAUCUUCCAGGCCUUUGGAUGUUUGCUAGCCUGACUUUUGGAAAGCUGAUACAACUAUGAGAUACUCAGCAAGAACACCCGAAGCUGUAGCACAGUCCUGUCUCUGGCUGCAUGUCAGCAUUGAAACCAAGCAGCUUAGCCCAGCAUACUAACCUGGGGUGUUGGCCCCGUGCUCUUAGGGAGCAUUUUAUUCAUUAGUAAAGGGCUGCAGAAAGGAGAGUUUCUUGAACAAAGUCCAAAGACCUAUUUAGAAUACAGGUUUCCAUAUCCUGUACAAUAGGAUCUGUAAGAUAUGCAGAGCAUGACACUGAGAUCGGAAACCUUAGAUUUAGAUUUAGAUUCUAAAAUCUAAAUUUACUGGUGGUAAAAUCUAAAAUCUAAAACUACUGGCGGGUUUAGAUUCUGCCAGUAGAUGGACCCUCUCCUCUCAGAGUCCCUAAGCCUAAAACAGAUCAGGACCCCUCUCUGUAAGCAGGACUGUUUUCACUUUGAUAGGAAGAAGUGCCCCAUUCUCCUAGACUAAGGCACCGCUGAUUUCUCCCUAUUGUUCAUCUUCCUGUCUGUUUCUCCAUCUCUCCUAUCUGGAAAUUUACAGCUGUGUAGCUGGGAGCAGCACCCUGUUGUCUCCUUGUGUGGCCAGGAUGGAGUUCUGUUGGUCUCCACAUCAUACUCUAUCUGAACCACCUCUGGGGGAGCUACUAUAGUCCAUUAGAAAAGUGCUCCUGCCUGUUUGGAAAGCCUGCCCAGGUGUGUUAGAAUGCCACGCAGUCCUCAAAAUACACCUCAGCUGACGAUUUUCCCCAGAGUCCCUCAUUUUCCCAGGAAAAGCAGAGAGUUAGUGUGUCCACCCCCUGAAAUGUCAGUGUCAAACCACAGUUUUUUUUUCUAGCCAUCACGAGAGAGUGCACACCACUAUAGGACACAAGUAGUUUUGACUAAAAAUCACCAACCGGAGCCUCUUGAGGCAGGAGACAAAGGUCUUCCCAGGAUGUAGCCUGACUGCCCUGCUUUGCUAUGUCACUGCCAUGGUUGAUCUUAGUACUGUAUUCUAAACGUGCCCCUCUCUUCCCAGCAUGCCCAGCCUCAGGAUGGAAGAAACUCCUUAAACUGGCAAGUUCUGCUCACUCGGUUCACACCACCCUUAAGUAGUGACAGGUGACAAACUUCAGCUUGUAGGUUUCUCACCGAAACAUGUCCCUUUGCCCAAAAUUCUUGCACUAGUGGAUUUCCAUUACAUCAUGUCUAUAAAUGGGUGCACUUUACUGGUGGACUUCGUAACUGAUAAAAUACUGGAUAUUUAAGUGUGAGUAAUGUCUUCAUUAGAAAUUAGCAGAGUCACUCUUGUCUCUAGUGUGUUUUUCAAGAAAAAAAAAGGAAAGAAAUCAAGCAGUGGAUCACAGCAUUUAUAGCACAAGAAAUAACUGUUGUAUAUAAGCCUCAAAGAUUAAGAAUUUUUAAACACAAGAAAAUAUUUGCAGUGAUUUUAAAGUGCUUUUCCAGCAAUUUUCUUAGGGACUCCUGAGACAUGGUUCAUUUAUUUACUGGAUCAGUAAGGCACACGAGUAACAAUUAAAAUGAAUGCUUAUUUACAAAGUAAAGGGAAAACCUGUGUAACAUGAGAAUUUGGCAUGGACAAAAUAGAGAUCAUUUUGUAUCUGCUGUUGUGUCUGUCCAGGUUGCAGGCGUGCACUAUUGAAGUCCCGAGUUAAUAGAGCACAACCCCUCGUGUUCCUCUCCCAGGCACCCCUUUCUAGAUGUGUUUAACUUCAACCCGAUGGCUCAGGAAAUUCCACUGAUUAGAAUCGUGUACAGUAUCCCAGGUUGUUGUCCGAAUAUCCAAGUUUGCUGAUUUUAGUUAAGCCUGGAUUACCACUUUUCCUAAAUUAUUGUAAACAGAACAGCUUAGAGAAAGGUGUUCUCAGCCCUUAUAUUGUAUAGUAGUUUACAAUCCCCCUCUAAAUAUUGGUAUUUUUAUAUUCCAGAGAUAUACCCAAUAGAAAAAUUUAAAACCAGUAUCUAAUUUAAUAUCCAUAAGUAUUUUUCCUUAAAGUUUAGUCACAUGCAGUGGGUAUGUGGACGUCACUUGUGCUUCACCGUACUCUACCACUAGGUGUCACUGUGGCUCUGCACCAUACUUACCUGGUUACAAGGAAUGGCUUCGUGGAGCUGCUGCCAGUACAACAGUCAGGCCCGUAGACUGAAGGUUCAGGAAGAAGGGAAUAAAGGCCUGGAGGGGUCUUCAUGCAUCCAUGCCGCCAUGGCAAGACAGACUCUGAAGACCACCUGGUUGGGAGGUUAACUUGAGCUUCCUUUCUCUGGUGGAGAGUAUGUAGAGGAGCCUUUCUCCCCUGAGCACCCUUCCUCUCAGUUCCACUCAGCCUCCAACUUUUAUAAUCCAGAAGUAUCAUGGUUGGGUGGUUUGAUUAAAGAUAGUUAUUUUUCUACUGCAGAAAUGCCUUGGACAAAACCAGUUGCUCACUGAAUCUUUGCCACACAUUGGAACAGGCUACCCAGGUGGCAGGCUCUGCUGCCUCUGUGCCCAUCUCCUGCUGAGCCUCCCCCUUGCUCAGCAGCCCCACCCACCCUGCCUGUGUGCCCUCUGGCUGUCCAGUUCUCAAGAAGCGGUCUGCUGCCGCCUUUCCUCCGAGGGCCACGCUGCCCUGCUUCGUGCUUGUUGAAAGGUGUGACUUCUCCUUUUCCUCUGGGAAUUCCAGACUGACCAUCUACCAUGACUAACAACGAACAAAGGGCUUAGGGGUAAGAGCUACCUACAAAGACGCGUCAUGGAAACCUUCACCAUGCAAUGCCUUGAACUCAGCUCUGGCUGCUCCCAAGAAAAGGUGGCUGGCUAGGGCCCUGGACACAAGCACAACGGGGCUGGUGGGGCCACUGUGCAGAGCUACUUGAAUAUUCACUGGGUCUUCAUCAAUUCCUUUUGUAAUACAGACCACUCAAGGGCUGAAGUGUUGGUAACCUUCAUUCCGGUGUCCAAUGCCUCACAGCGGCUGAGCCACCCUGAGAUGCUUGUGGCCACAUGGCGGCCUCAGUCAGAGCUUUGAAAGUCAGUACCAAAUGAACGUAUAAUUGGACACCAAAAAUCAAGUGUUACUCUCAUGUUUUCUCACCCGUCAUCUCAUCUCUUCCUGCUGACUGUGAUCCCUACACUAAGCUGACCAAUCAGGCUGCAGCUGGCUGCACUCAGACACCAGCCAGCACCAGCUCCUGGGUUCAGACAGACCUACUCCGUGGGAAGGACGUGGCCUAGCUGCUUUGUUUCUGUAGCAUUUGGUGGCUGGAUUCUCCCUUUGCUAAUCACUAACCAGAAAAUCUGGCUAGGACUCAACUCACUCCCUCAAUCCCCAGGGCCAGACAGAGAGUUAAUUCUGGAGAAUUCAGUACUUGAAUGUACCUGCCUUACUGUGUACCCAUUCACUGGGGGAGGGGGGAAUUAGAGAUGUCGGCUCUAGAUAUCCACUCCAUUCACAGGUUAUUUUGGAAAUACUGUAAGUUACACUUACUGUCCUGGUUUCUUUGGUUUUGUUAUUUUGUUUGUUUAUUUUUAUUUUUAUUUUUUUGACAUUUGGCUGAUUCCUGCUGAGUUGGGCCAGUUCCUUGUGGGGCUCAGGGAAGCUGCCAUUCUCAGGCAUGGCCUCCCUUCCAUCUAGCACAGCAUCCGUCUCUCUGUUCUGUCUCCUCCAAACCCAAGAUGGUUUUAAUUAGUACAGACAUGUACAGUCUACAAUUAAAGAGUGAUUUGUACUAAUAUGAUUUUGAUUAUUCCUCUUUGCUGUCCUUUCAAGACACUUGCUGGAAAAAGCUUUAAUGCACUUAGUUUUCCUUUAGGUUUUCUAUAACUCAGAUGUAAAGGACUUUCUCUGUACAGUAUAUUAUCCAAUGCAUGUUUGUUCUCUAUCCUGAUAUAUUGAACACCACACAGUCGUGAACUCGUGCAGUGGGGAUGCCCCACACCCAGCGGAGGCCUCCAGCCCCGUGUAUAAGGAAGACAUUCUCUUUACUGUACUUGCUUGAACAGUUUUAUUGUCUGUACAUGUGAGCUGUGUGAGAUAGAUGUGAACAGUUCAAAUGAAUGCAUUUUCCUGCCCCAUGUAUACAGAGCGUCAUCUGUACAAUGAACUGUAUGUAUGAAAGCAAAUGUACUUAUUUAUAAAUGGUCAACACUUGGAGAAA